UUUUCAGAACGAAGUGUGAUGAUCUACCAGAAGAAGAACAAAUAUCCGCUGAAUUGAAAGAGCUGUUUCCAGAUUAUCAUACCACCGAUUUUUCAGAAUUUCAGAAAACUUUAGACUCGACAGAAUCUACGGCUCCAGUUGAAGAGACGAUCAAAGAAACUGUUACUUACGAAGACCUAAAGUUUGUGAUGAAUCUUCAUACAAUGCUUGUGAAAAGUUUCACGAAGACUGAAUGGUUGAAUCCUGAUAAGGAUAAUAGUAUCAGCCAUGAUUUCUUACUUCCUCUAUUACAGAAACAGAAAGUUUUCGCGAAGAUUCUGGAUAAAACCCAUCAUGCAUUAGACUAUAAGCUAGAUGCAGAAGUUUUUGGAUGCAUGAACGUUGUAUUGGCUGUUACUCAGAGAUACGGAGAUAGCUGUAAAAUUUCUGAUGUUACGUCGCCAACAAAAAUAAUGAAUAAGAAAAGCAGCGAUUUCUAUAAAGACCCGAAUCAAGAAGAAGUUAAAUCUUGCUAUCACAUCUUGGAAGACUUGAAAAGGAAGAUCCUUGAAAUAUUACAUGAGUGGCCAGAUCAACCCACUUUACGAGAUAUUAUAACUGUCAUUGAGAGGAUAUACACCUUUGAUAUAAACAGCCCUGUUUCGAGGUUUCUCACGGGUUUCGAGAUAUUACUGAGCAAAUGUCAUGAAUGGGAAGAAGUGGCGCAUUCUGGUGUCAGCCUCAGUGAGUUUUCCAAAAACCUAACUGAACAAAUUAUCACAUGGAGGAAGUUGGAGCUGAAUAUGUGGAAGGACCUUUUGAACAAGACUUAUGACAAGAUGAACGAAUUUACUGCCAAAUGGUGGCUCUACCUAUACAAUAUUUGCGAUCAAUUCAUCACCAAGUCGAUUUCCGAAACUGACUUGAUUCAAACCUUGCAAAGUUUCAUCACAAAAUCAAACUUGGCGGAAUUCCACAGCAGACUAGACCUGCUUUACGUCUUUCAUUGUCACGCAACUCAAUUGCCCAGAUCGCAAGAAAUGCAAACACUUGUCAGCAUUUUCUGGAACUUGUACUGCUAUUUUAAACAAUAUUCUCAAGUAAUAACCAAUAAAAUAAAAGAUGUGAGGACGCCCAUAGAGAAAAAGCUGAAAGAUUACGUGAAAAUAGUGAGGUGGAAAGAUAUUAAUUACUGGUCUAUCAAGGAGACGAUUGAUAAAUCCCACAGGACGCUGUAUAAGCACAUGCGGGAAUUCAGGGAUGCUCUUCAACAGCCGGUUAUGCCAUAUCUGCAUAACCUGGAAUGUGGUACGAGGGAAACUGAAGGAAUUUGGGAUAGACCGCAAAGGCAAAGUCCGUCGAUUCAUCAUUAUACACUGGAUGCGGAUAUAUAUGUCGCGAAACACUCGUUGGCAAGGAAAAUUCAGGUGACUGAAGAGGGAACUUUGAGCAAGGCUGAAUCUUAUUUCCUAAAAUCGAGGAAACUCUGCAACGAAACAAUUCUUGCCACAGAGUACCCAGCUUUGGUCCAAAGUUUAGAUGGCUUUGUAACUGAAGUCAUAGAGGCAAAUACUCAUCUCCAAAAUUUAGAGGUCGACAAAUCUUUGCCUAAAGAAAAGCAAGUAUCGCAAGCAAAAAGUAUCCUACAGCAAAAACAUAGAGCUUUGGCAGAUCUGUUCAAAAACCUGAACAAAAUCGGCCUCUCGUACAAAACUGGAAUUUUGGAAAGCAAGUUGAAGAAACCGUUAGACGACUUCCUCCAUAGGCCGAUCGAUCUCAACACAAACUUCAGCCAUAUAAACCAUGGGCGACAGGAAGAAAAGAUGUUAACUAUAUGGAAUUGCUGCGAAAUGUACUACAUGAGAUCGCAAAUGAGAAUUGAUGUGUUGGAAACAGCUCUUCAAAAUCCUUCCAAAGAACUAGGCCCUCAAAACAUAGAAAGAUGUAAAGGAUUUAGCGCUCAUCUAUUAGCUCUAGCUCAACAUCAAAAGCAGCAACUGACACAAUCUAGCAGACUGUACUACUACUUACGGUACUAUUUAUUACAAAUGAAUGAAUUCUGUGAAGGAAAUGAUUUUUUACAUAUUGAAUUAACUAAUAACAUAACGACAUUUAUGAAAAACGCGACGGUGAUCUUGAAUCAGUAUAAAAUCAUUCUAAACACUUGCCCUUCAGAAGACGAUUUCACUAGUAGUAGUAAGAUGGAAAUACCUGUAUUGAAGUUCGGUGGUAAAGAAGCGAUCUAUAAUAAAGAUAGCACCUGUUGGUCUGAAACUGUGGCACUGAUCAACGAAUUACUAGCAGUUUGCAGAAAAAUAAGCGGGAUCUUGCAAAAGUGCAAAAAGUCGGCACCAGCAGUGGAGUACGACUUGGUCGUACCCGAAUUCAUACCAGUGCCAGAUCUUAACGAGAUAUUGAAAAAUCUAGAUAGUAUUAAAGAUGGUAUUGGACAUUUGAAAGAAAUCUUCGACAAUAACUCUACAACUAACAGUCUCACUUGGCUGCUAAAAGAAGUUAACAGAAUCCUAGAACAGUGUAAGGAAAGUAAAUCUUUGGACAUCAAUUUUGAAAAUGUAAGAAACGUUCAGAGAAAUUGACCGAGGCAGUGCUUGUGGUCAUACAAAAUAUGUAUAAAAAGUAUUCUGCUGUGGAGAAAGUUGAAAAGAACAAAGAUACGGAAGAUGAACCAGUGGAGCUAAGAGAUGAAAAUUUGAAGAAGCUUUUGGUUGAAAAUCUCGUCUCGGAUAUAUCUAGUUUAGAAAUGAAAAAAAUUCUUGCAAGGACCCAUAAACUAGCUAAAAUCGUGUUAUCUACUCCACCUCAAUAUACAGAACAAGUAAAGAAGGUCGCGAACCAGUCCCUACCUCUACUAGAACAACUUACUCAAUUUUACCAGUAUUUUAUAACACAACAAGUGGCUACAUACAGAGUUACUUGCAAGAUGAUGUCUAUAUUGCUAAACAUCUUCAUUGAACUUGCAUCGAAGGGUUUUUUGCACACCACCAGAGCUUUCUGAUGAAAUGGACAAAGAAGGUGUGAGCAAGCCGUCUGAUGGAAUGGGCUUAGGAGAAGGUCAAGGAGAAAGAGAUGUUUCCGAUAAAAUAGAAUCAGAAGACCAGCUGGAAGAUGCUCAACCUGCUGGGCAAGAGAAGAAACUGGAAGAAGAUCAGGAAUGCAAAGAGGAAGAGAAAGGUAUAGAAAUGAGUGAGGAUUUCGGAGGCAAGAUGCAGGACGUGGAUAAAAAAGGAGAAGAAGAUGACAGUGAGAAGAGCUCUGAUGAUGACGAAGAUGCUGAUGAACAAAUGGGCGAAACAGAAAAAGGCGCUGAUCAACUGGAUCAGGAGAUUUGGGGAGAUGAUAAGGAAGAGGAAGAUGAUGAUCAAGAGUCCCAAGAGGAGGAAAAGGGUGAUAAGGGCGAGAAAGAAGGUGAAAGUCAGCUAGGUGCUAAAGAACAAAAUCCAUCAAAAGACCAACAAGAAAAAGACGAUGAUGAAAGCCCCGAAGCAAAAGAUAAGAGUAAGAAAGACAUAAAUGAAAUGGAAGAACCAGAGUUGGAUGAUGAUCAAGUGGAUCCACACCAUGGUAACCAAAAGGAAUUACCGGAGCCUGAACCAAUGGAUCUUCCAGAUGAUCUUCAGUUGGACGAGGGUCAGCAAGAUGAUAAACAGGAAGAACAGGAGGACAACCCGUUUGAUGUGGAUGCAAUGAAAGAACAAAACAUGCCUGAAGAACAAAAAGAAGAUGAUGCUGACAAACCUGACGAGGAAUUAAAAGACAAAAAUGAUGAAGCUGAAGAGUUUAGCAGUGACGAUGAAGAUAUCAAGAAAGGUGAUCAAGAUACCGAGGAAAUGGAGCAAACAGAAGAAAGUGAGAAGAAAGAUAGUGAAGACAAAGGAAACCAGGAAGCAGAUAACGCAGAAAAAGAUGAUGAAACAGAAAAUACCGAUGAUACAGCUUUGGAUCAAACACAGAGCCAUCAGGAUAAUGUUGAAGCUAUGGAAACAGACGAAGCUAAUGCAGCUGAUAAGACUGAGGCAACACAGUCCGAUGUGCAACAACCAAAUACAGCCACAGAUGUCCAACAAGAAGAUAAACCAGAUAAAGAUGGAGCAGGUCAGGCUCAGAUGGAAGAAAGCACCACAGGUCAUUCCGCCUCUACCAGCGCUCCCCAAGAUACGAAGUCGUCAAAGAGAGAGGCUGAAGAAGAAACUAAACAAAAGCCAGGAGAUUCCGAUUCUCAAAGGACUCUUGGGGAUGUUGAUCAACCGGUCAGAAAAAAAUUGAAGACGGUUGAAUCUAAAAAUAGUAAAGAGCAAGAGCCGAAGGACGUUGAAGAUGAUGCGGAACAGACCGCUGAAAUGUAUGAGCAUAUCAAAGAGGGACAGGAAUCCAAAAUUCAGAUUCUGGAUAUCGCUACAAAGGAGCAAGCAGAAUCUCAGAAAAUAGAAGCUCAACAUAAAGAUGAGGAGGUAGUUGAAGAAGAGGUUGCAGACUCAUCUGAGCAGAUUCCUGAGGAGCAAGUAGAGGAAAUGGAAAUAAGCGAUGUUCCUAAAGAACAUGCUGAAAAAGUUGAGGAAGCAAAGGAGAAACAGGGCAAGAAAGGACAACAUCCAGAAGGCGACGUUCUGGAAGAAACUAAAGAAAUCCAGGUAGAAGGCGAAGUAGUUCAAACGACCACAGUCCCUCGACCUACGGAAACUACCCACCACACCUCCUUCGCAGACAUAUCCGCCACCACUGCUUCCAGGUUGACCAUGGCGGAGAUGGUAGCCGUCCGGGGAGAAGUUGAACAACAGCUGGCAGCUUGGAGUGAUCCUCCAAGCUGUGCGGAAGCUGAACGAGCUUGGCAGAAAAUAUCAUCGGUCACUGGAGGCCUGGCACAGGAACUGUCUGAACAGUUGAGACUGGUGCUAGAACCCACUUUGGCCAGCAGGUUGAAGGGUGAUUUCAGGACGGGCAGGAGGAUCAACAUGAGGAAGGUGAUACCGUACAUCGCUUCCCAAUUCAGAAAAGACAAGAUUUGGCUCAGAAGAACGAAACCAUCAAAAAGAGACUACCAGAUCGUGAUAGCCAUUGAUGACUCUUCCAGUAUGGCGGACAACCACUCUAGGGAAUUAGCUUUUGAAAGUGUUGCACUUAUUUCGAAAGCACUCACGCUGCUUGAGAGUGGACAACUUUCUGUUGUCAGUUUUGGUGAAAGAGUAGAGGUGAUCCACAAACUGACGGAACAGUUUACUGAUCGCAGUGGUACAAAGCUACUACAGAAAUUCAGGUUCGACGAGACAAAAACCAAUGUGGGGAAGCUAGUGGAUUUCGUCACAGAGAUGUUCAACCAAUCGCAGAAGCAGACCGCAGCUGUCAACGCGAAGCUCCUAGUGAUUGUUAGUGAUGGCAGGGGUGUGUUUUCAGAAGGCGAGACUUACGUCCGACAAGCUGUGAGAAGAGCCAAGUUGGCCGACAUAUUUGCGGUGUUCGUCAUUGUUGACAAUCCGGAGAACAAAAGCUCUGUAUUGGAUAUAAGGAUGCCGUUGUUUAAAGAUGGGAAGUUAUUGGGAAUAUUAAGCUAUAUGGACUUCUUCCCUUUCUCCUUUUAUAUUAUCUUGAGGGAUAUUAAUUCCUUGCCAAAUGUGUUAAGUGAUGCACUUAGGCAGUGGUUUGAAAUUGUGUCAAAUGUAGAUAAGUGAAUGAUUGUACCGAUAAGGUCGUAAUUAAUAAAGUAUACUAUUAUUCUAA
This is a messenger RNA of Acanthoscelides obtectus, 5712 nucleotides long. The record is from the annotation of a GenBank genome assembly. NCBI's taxonomy places the organism in Eukaryota, Metazoa, Arthropoda, Insecta, Coleoptera, Chrysomelidae.